AUGGAGUCCAAGAUCCCCGAUUUCCUGGCCGAGCAACAGGCGCAGGGCACUCCCGAGACUCAGACCUAUCUCCUCACCUUUGAAGAUUUCUGGGAGCGCAAGCUAUGGCAUCAACUGACAGAUGCACUUGUUGAGUUCUUCCGCAUGCCAGAGAGUGCUCCGCAGCGGUUAGCCUUCUUCAAGACCUUUGUUCUCAGCUUCGCCGACCGCAUCAACCAGCUCAAGUUCGUGUCCCUAGGGUUGAUGGCAUCGACGGAAUGUGGAGAUGACAAGGAAGCGCUGGCUUUCCUCACAUCCCUCGCCGAAAAGGUCGACAAACCCGAAUCACAAGAUGCGUACGUAUACGCGCUCGCCGACGUUGCCAAUGUCAAGUUGCGUCUGCAGGAUUUGGAUGGUGCACAGAAGGACCUGGCGUCUUGCCAACGGGUGCUCGACUCGUUCGACUCCGUUGAAUCAGUCGUUCACGCAUCAUUUUACAAAACUAACGCCGACUACCACCAUGCCAAGCAAGAAUUCGCUUCUUACUACAAAAACGCCCUCCUGUACCUGGCCUGCAUCAACCUCGAGGAUCUCCAAGAAAGCGAGCGCGCCGAGCGCGCCUAUAACCUCAGCGUCGCCGCGUUAGUCUCCGACUCAAUCUACAACUUCGGCGAGCUGCUCCUUCACCCGAUCUUGGAUUCCCUGACCGAGACACCGCACAACUGGCUUCGCGAGCUUCUCUUCGCCUUCAAUCGCGGUGACUUGACCGCCUACGACGUCCUCGCGGGCAACAUCAGCAAGAAUAAGCUCCUUGAGUCCCACAAGGUCUUCCUCUAUCAGAAGAUCUCCCUGUCCGCGCUGACGGAGAUGGUCUUCCGUCGUCCUCCCCACGAUCGCUCCCUCGCAUUCAGCGCCAUUGCCUCUGAGACGAAGGUGCAACCGGAUGAGAUCGAGCACCUGGUCAUGAAGGCUUUGUCGCUUGGUUUGCUGCGCGGUUCAAUUGACCAGGUUGCGGGUGUAGCGCAAAUCCACUGGGUUCAGCCUAAGGUCUUGGAUAUGAAGCAGAUUGAUGGUAUGCGGAACCGUUUGAAGGAUUGGGAUGCGGGUGUUAACCAGCUCGGUCACUGGAUCGAGGGUGCUGGCAAGGAUGUAUGGGCUGCAUAG
Messenger RNA from Penicillium maclennaniae, 1143 nucleotides. Its product is annotated as proteasome regulatory particle lid subunit RPN9. Gene Ontology annotation, molecular function: structural molecule activity. Gene Ontology annotation, cellular component: nucleus; cytosol; proteasome regulatory particle, lid subcomplex. Gene Ontology annotation, biological process: ubiquitin-dependent protein catabolic process. The coding region runs from base 1 to 1143 and encodes 380 amino acids. The transcript has 3 exons. The record is from RefSeq and is a predicted model, not a curated record. NCBI's taxonomy places the organism in Eukaryota, Fungi, Ascomycota, Eurotiomycetes, Eurotiales, Aspergillaceae.